Nyctereutes procyonoides (raccoon dog) is the source of this 1983-nucleotide messenger RNA. It is a transcript of the gene DGAT2L6, whose product is annotated as diacylglycerol O-acyltransferase 2 like 6. NCBI's taxonomy places the organism in Eukaryota, Metazoa, Chordata, Mammalia, Carnivora, Canidae. The transcript is spliced from 7 exons. Gene Ontology annotation, cellular component: endoplasmic reticulum membrane. The coding region runs from base 192 to 1205 and encodes 337 amino acids. The record is from RefSeq and is a predicted model, not a curated record. Gene Ontology annotation, biological process: lipid metabolic process.
UAGGAAGCUGGGGCAGGGCCAGGGCUGACGACAGGGAAGACUGGAGUAAAGGUUCCGUCAAACCUAAAACCUUCAGCAGCAAAAAGGACUCAGUGAUAAGAGAUUAGAGCAAAGCACCUAUAAUCAGCUCAGCUUUAGAAGUGCUGGCCUUCUGUUUGGGCUUCUUGCUGCAAUAGAAGAGCACCACAGCUAUGGCCUUCCUCUUCAGACUAGAUCUUCAGGAAUGCCUCCAAACUCUGGCUGUUUUGCAAUGGAUCCCAGUCUACAUAUUUUUGGGAGUGAUUCCUGUUUUGCUUAUACCCUACUUUCUGGUGUUCACUAAAUUAUGGAUCUUGUCUGUGCUCACCUUAGGCUGGCUCGCCUAUGAUUGGAAUACCCACAGUCAAGGUGGUAGGCGUUCAGCUUGGGUACGUAAUUGGACCCUCUGGAAGUAUUUUCAAAAUUAUUUCCCAAUAAAGCUGGUGAAGACUCAUGACCUCCCUCCCAAACACAACUAUAUUAUUGCCAAUCACCCCCAUGGGAUUGUUUCUUAUGGUGUGUUCAUCAACUUUGCUACUGAGGCCACUGGCUUUGCUCGGAUUUUUCCAGCCAUCACUCCGUCCAUAGGGACCUUGGAAUGGAUUUUCUGGAUCCCCAUUGUGCGAGACUACGUGAUGUCAAUGGGUGUGUGCCCAGUGAGUGGCUUGGCCUUGAAGUAUUUGCUGACCCAGAAAGACUCAGGCAAUGCUGUGGUUAUUGUGGUGGGUGGAGCUGCUGAAGCCCUCUUGUGUCGACCGGGAGUCUCUACCAUCUACCUUAAAGAACGUAAAGGUUUUGUGAAGUUGGCACUGAAGACAGGAGCAUACCUUGUCCCUUCUUAUUCCUUUGGAGAGAAUGAGGUUCACAAUCAAGAGACCUUCCCUGAGGGCACAUGGAUAAGGUUCUUCCAAAAAACCUUCCAGGCCACAUUCAAAAAAAUCCUGGGAUUAAAUUUCUGUACCUUCCAUGGUCGGGGCCUCACUCGAGACUCCUGGGGCUUCCUUCCUUUCAAUCGGCCCAUUACCACUGUUGUUGGGGAGCCCCUGCCAAUCCCCAAGAUUAAGAGGCCAAACAAGAAGACAGUGGACAAGUACCAUGCACUCUACAUCAGUGCCCUGCGCAAGCUGUUUGACCAGCACAAAGUUCAAUAUGGCCUUCCUGAGACCCAGGAGCUGACAAUCAUAUAACAGGAGCUAUAUAUCCCCCACUUUAGAAAUCAGAGUCUUGGGAUGCCUGGGUGGCUCAGCGGUUGGGCUUCUGCCUUCAGCCCAGGGUAUGAUCCUGGAGUCCCAGGAUCAGGGUCCCGUAUCGGGCUUCCUGCAUGGAGCCUGCUUCUCCCUCUGCCUAUGUCUCUGCCUCUCUCUCCCUGUAUCUCUCAUAAAUAAAAUCUUUUUUAAAAAGUAGAAGAAAUCGGAGUCUUGUGAAUCCACAAGUCUUUUUUUGUCCCCUGACUCCAACCAGCUCUCUGAUCAAAGGAAUGAGAUGCCAAAGAGCACCAGGACUCCUUCCUCCCAAGCCUUAGCAGCACCAUCAGUAUGUAGAUUUAGGCUUAGAAGACUUGUUGAGAAUAGGAAUGAUUUGUUUCCUCCACCUCCUUACAAUUUGGGAAAUACAACAAGGUAAACCAGGGACCUGACCUGUAGUUCCUGAUCCAAGUAGAAAGGAUUCCCUCAGUUGUGACCCAGUUCUACACUGGCAAAAAUUUUUACAUGUAGUUAUGCUGUCUCUUCUAUAAAUAUAAAGGUCUACUCCUGAAACCAGUAUUACACUAUAUGUUAACUAACUAUAAAUUAAAUAAAAUUUGGAGGCAUUUGGGUGGCUCAGUUGAUUAAGCAUCUGCCUUCGGCUCAGGUCAUGAUCCCAGGAUUCUGGGAUCAAGCCCCUUGUCAGGCUCUCUGCUUGGCAGGGAGUCUGCUUCUCCCUCUACCUCCCCCUGCUUGUGCUUUCUCUCUCACUCUCUCUCUC